Messenger RNA from Dovyalis caffra, 351 nucleotides. The record is from the annotation of a GenBank genome assembly. NCBI's taxonomy places the organism in Eukaryota, Viridiplantae, Streptophyta, Magnoliopsida, Malpighiales, Salicaceae.
AUGCUAUCUAUAUUCAUUAGAGUAGUGGAUGAGAAUGAUGGUGCCAAAAGUAAGGAUGAUAAAACUAGCCUUGUUGGCAUCAAAAUCAUCCAAACUUCCAUCCAUGAAGUUUAUAUGUAUGAGCAUGAUGUUGCUACUCAAACCCAUGAUAAGAUUGUUGAUCAUGAAGAUGAGAAGCAAAAUGUUAUUGAUAGAACUACACUAUCCAAGAGCACAAACUUGAUAACAAAUUUUCUUACCAUUUCUCAACAUAAUGAUACCUUUGUAUGCUUGAAAGAUUCAUCAAUAGACUUUAAGAGGAAAGAUGUUAUAACUAUUGAAGCUUGGAAAGAUGACAAUCUUUAUGAAUAA